UCCUCGGUCAUCGUCAUCAUCUCCAAAUUCAACCGAAAGAUCUCUGCAAAAACUAUCUGCUUCCAUUUACAGAAGAAGUUCAGAGAGAAGCCAAAUGGGAUUUGAAAUAGCAGAGGACAAUCCAUCACCAUCAACGCUCAUUUUCACCUACGGUACUCUCAAGAGAGGCUUCUCCAACCACGGACUCUUGCAAGAUCUGAUGCGAACCGGAGACGCUGUCUUUAGAGGUACAUAUCGAACCAUAGACAAUUAUCCUCUCGUUUGUGGUCCCUACAGGGUCCCAUUCCUCCUCAAUCUCCCUGGAGCUUCCGGAUCCAAUCGUGUUACCGGCGAAUUGUACGCCGUAACUGCUAGAGGGCUCACCCGUCUCGACGAGCUGGAGGGCAUCACUCGCUGCCACUACGAGAGAUUACCGAUAAUGGUGGAACCGAUUUCGGCAACGGGUGAUGGUGAGGGAAAAGCGUGUGCGGCGGAGGCGUAUUACGCGCACAGGAGUUACGCGGCGGAGAUGUGGAAGAGGAACGGAAAGAGGGGAUAUGUUGUGUACGGGGAGAAGGAAGCGAAAGGAUAUGUGAAGAGGAAAGAUAGGCCUCAAAAUCUGAGCUUCUUAGAUCAGAUUCAUGUUUUUGUAAGCUCUAUUGAUGGUAAUUAAUUGAAAAUUUCAAAUAACAAGAAAGUAAAAAUUAUGUGCCAUAGCCAUAGCGAUAGCCGUAGCUUCCUCCCUUUCUCUGUUUCGAAUCACAGAGUUGAUGUAAAAGCAAAACCAAGAAUCCUAUCUUCAUCUGUAUCUUUUCUUGUUCUUCAAUUUCUGAGAAUGCAAGGAAAAAAAAUUUAGUAUUUUAAUUA
This is a messenger RNA of Manihot esculenta (cassava), 846 nucleotides long. RefSeq names its product putative gamma-glutamylcyclotransferase At3g02910. The transcript has a single exon. The record is from RefSeq and is a predicted model, not a curated record. NCBI's taxonomy places the organism in Eukaryota, Viridiplantae, Streptophyta, Magnoliopsida, Malpighiales, Euphorbiaceae. Gene Ontology annotation, molecular function: gamma-glutamylaminecyclotransferase activity. The coding region runs from base 95 to 652 and encodes 185 amino acids.